GUUGGUUCUCAGAACUGGCUCACUGUCUCCAGGCAACAGUAGACGCGAGAAGCCUCCCGGGCCUGGCGGCGCGCUCUCAGUGGGCCCUGCUGGAGGCUGCGGGAGCAGGCGGCAGGCAUGGCUUCCAAACAAGCUAAAAGGAAAGAAGUGCAUCGGAUCAAUUCUGCCCACGGAUCUGAUAAAUCUAAAGACAGCACUGUACCACCGGGUUCGGUUGAACAGAAGAAGGGGAAGUUCCCGAUCUGGCCGGAGUGGAGCGAGGCAGACAUAAAUGCUGAAAAGUGGGACGCAGGCAAAGGCGCGAAGGAGAAGGACAAGACUGGCAAGAGCCCCAUCUUCCACUUUUUUGAAGACCCUGAAGGAAAGAUUGAAUUGCCACCAUCAUUGAAAAUCUUUUCUUGGAAACGUCCACAAGAUUUUAUACUUAGCCGACCUCCCGUAGUUGUGAAAAAUGAAAUCAUGUUUGACUUGUUUUCACCAAAUGAGCACUUACUCUGCAGUGAGCUGAUGAGAUGGAUCAUCAGUGAAAUCUAUGCCGUGUGGAAGAUCUUCAACGGAGGGAUUCUGAGCAAUUACUACAAAGGGAACUCGGGGGAGCUGCCUACUCUGCUCUGGAAACCCUGGGAGCACAUAUACUCCCUCUGCAAGGCGGUGAAAGGCCACAUGCCUUUGUUUAACAGUUACGGGAAGUACGUAGUGAAGCUUUUCUGGAUGGGUUGCUGGAGAAAGAUAACUAUUGAUGACUUUCUGCCAUUUGAUGAGGAUAACAAUCUAUUGCUUCCAGCUACAUCCUAUGAGUUUGAACUCUGGCCAUUGCUACUGUCUAAAGCUAUCAUUAAGCUGGCAAAUGUUGACAUCCACAUAGCACAGAGGAGAGAGCUAGGAGAAUUCACAGUGAUCCAUGCGCUUACUGGAUGGUUACCUGAAGUCAUUCCUCUUCAUCCAGGGUAUGCGGACAGAGUUUGGGAGCUCUUGAAGGAAAUAUUGCCUGAGUUUAAACUCACAGAAGAGCAUAGUUAUGAAAACAAAAUCACAGUGAUAGACAACAAACUGAAGGAACCUGUGAAAGAGACCAAGGACGGCAAGGAAGUGAAGGAUGGCAAGGAAGUGAAGGAUGGCAAGGAUUUCAAACCAGAAACUUCCGUUACAACGCUGAAACCUCCAGAGAAAGGCGACAGAACUGUCAAGGAGAAAGCAGAUGCAAAAGACCUUGGGAAGAAGAAGAAUAAGGAUGGAGAGAAGGAGAAGGAAAGAUUCAAAUUUUCACUUCAUGGUUCGAGACCCUCAUCUGAUGUUCAGUACUCUGUGCAGUCCUUGUCAGAUUGUUCCUCGGCAACACAGUCCCCUCACAUGGUUGUAUAUGCCACCUUUACACCACUCUAUUUGUUUGAAAACAAGAUCUUUACAUUAGAGAAGAUGGCAAAUUCUGCAGAGAAACUUAGGGAAUACGGGCUUUCUCACCUCUGUAGCCAUCCUGUGCUGGUGACCAGAAGUAGGUCAUGUCCCCUUGUGCCACCCCCCACAUCUCCUCCCUUACCUCCCUGGAAACUCAUUCGCCAAAAAAAGGAAACGGUCAUAACAGAUGAAGCUCAAGAUGCUGCACCGAAGAAGCCUGAGCAGUUCCUUGAGAUUUCAAGUCCAUUUUUGAAUUAUAGAAUGACUCCAUUUACAAUUCCAACAGAAACGCAUUUUGUGCAAUCUGUCAUUAAGAAAGGAACACCGCUAGGGUCCAGUCUUCCUCCCCUUAUGGAAAAUGAAUUAGUACCAAGCAUCAGCCUUGGAGAUAUGAGCAUCGUGGCAGGAAACCCAUCUCAGGCUAAUAUUCCAUCACAGAGUACACCUGGAAAAGAGGAGCAGGCAGAGGUUGCACAGGGGGAUAUCCACCCGCCCGAGGCUGCCGGGUUAGAAAGGGACUUGAUCAACCUGAUAACAGUGACACAGGACAAGUCUCAGGAAGAGCUUGUGGCAAUCAACGAAAGUGCUUCCAAGGAAAUAUGGUUGGACUUUGAAGACUUUUGUGUCUGUUUUCACCACAUAUAUAUUUUCCACAAGCCAAGUUCUUAUUGUCUUAAUUUUCAAAAAUCAGAAUUCAAGUUUUCAGAGGAGCGUGUGCCCUACUAUCUAUUUGUGGACAGCCUGAAGCCCAUUGAACUACUGGUUUGCUUUUCUGCUUUGGUGCGCUGGGGGGAAUCCGGAGCCCUAACAAAAGAUAGUCCUCACGUGGAGCCUGGGCUCUUGAUAGCUGAAGAAAUCACCUGGAAGUCCCUCAAGCCUCUCAGUUCUGUUCUGAGGAUCCACACCUAUGCUACCAAAGCCGCCAUGGUGCGCCUGCCUGUCGGGAGGCAUAUGCUGCUCUUCAGUGCUUAUUCCCCCGUGGGACAUGCCUUACAUGUCUGCAGCAUGGUGACAUUUGUCAUUGGGGAUGAGGAUGUUGUACUGCCCAACUUUGAGCCGGAGAGCUACCGGUUUACGGAACAGUCUCUAAUAAUUAUGAAGGCUAUUGGAAAUGUAAUUACUAGUUUCAAAGACAAAGGUAAACUGUCUGCAGCUCUGAGGGACCUGCAAGCAGCUCACUACCCUUUCCCCCUCCACAACAAAGAACUCACUGCUCAGCACUUCCGGGUUUUCCACAUAUCUUUGUGGCGUUUAAUGAAAAAAUGUCAAAUAACCAAGCCUCCUUUAAACUUCAAGUUUGCAUUCCGGGCCAUGGUUUUAGAGUUGGACGUACUGGAUUCCUUCUCAGAGGACGCCUCUUUAGCAGAAUGGGUAGACCUUAAAUACUGUAUGCCGAUACAUGAGAAGGAGUAUUCGCCCGAGGAAAUAGCUGCUGCAGUGAAAAUUCAGUCCGUGUGGAAAGGGACCUAUAUCAGACAGCUCUUCAAAGCCAGAACACCAGACACAAAGGAAAAUGCCACUGUUGCAGAUAUACUUCAAAAAAUUUGGGCACUAUUAGAGAUGAAUAUGGAGCAAUACGCACUGUCUCUCCUAAGACUAAUGUUUAGAAGCAAGUGUAAGUCUAUGGAGUCUUACCCAUGCUACCAAGAUGAAGAAACUAAGAUGGUCUUUGCUGACCACACUGUGAACUAUGCAGACCAACCUCCAAAUUCUUGGUUUAUAGUAUUCAGAGAAACAUUUUUGGUUCCUCAUGAUAUGAUGUUAGUCCCCAAAGUAUAUACUACACUUCCCAUCUGUUUGCUACAUGUGGUGAACAAUGACACGAUGGAGCAGGUGCCCAAGGUGUUCCAGAAAGUGGUGCCUUACCUGUACACCAAAAACAAGAAGGGAUACACGUUUGUGGCGGAAGCAUAUACUGGCGAAUCAUAUGUGUCAGGUGCACGAUGGAAACUGAGGCUCAUCGGCUCUUACAGCCCACUACCGUUCCUCUCUCGAGAUGCUCCAUGCAACACCUUUACCAUAAAGGAAAUCAGAGACUACUACAUCCCGAAUGACAAGAAAAUCCUCUUCAGGUACUCCAUUAAAGUGACAGGGGCACAGUGUAUUACAAUACAAGUCCGCACAUCCAAAUCCGAUGCCUUCGUCAAGCUGCAAGUGCUGGAGAGCGAGGAGACCAUGGUGAGCACCGUGGGCAAAGGGCAAGCCAUCAUUCCUGCCUUCUACUUCCUUGGAAGUGAAAAAGCACUGAGCUCCCAGUCUAGCAAGCAAAUUCUCUUAUCUCAUACUUCACCUAAGAAAGAGCCAGAAGUGAUGCCCAAAAGAAAACCUGGCCAGACAAGUCAGAAAUCUUUUAAGGGAAGGCCGGGAAGUGUGUUGGCAGAUAUGGGUAUGCCUCUGCUGGAAGACGAAGUUAUGAGCAUACCCACUAUUGAGGAAAAUUUUAGCACAGGACAGCAGUGUUACAGGUACAUCAUACAAUGCUUGGUGUUGUUUAACAGCUGGUCACUCAAUGAAACUCAACUGACAUUUGUUCAAAUGCUGAAAGACUUGGAGAAACUUGAUAUCAAAGCUCAUAUAGAGAAACAUGAAGAACAAGUUACCACAGGAAGUCCAGAUUUCCAUGCUGUCAGCGAAGGGCAGAAAUCUGUCAGCACUUCCAAAACAUCAAGGAAAGGCAAGGAGAGGGCUGCAGAGAGGGAAAAGUUAGCCAAGGAAAAGCAGGCUCCUCGCUCUGAACCACAGCCAAUUCCCACUGCUCACUCUCAGCAAGAAGAUCCAAACAAACCCUACUGGAUUUUGAGGCUGGUCUCUGAACACAGUGAGUCAGACUAUGUUGAUGUGAAAAAAGACACAGACCGAGCAGACGAAAUCCGAGCCAUGAAGCAAGCUUGGGAGACAACUGAGCCAGGAAGGGCUAUCAAGGCUUCUCAAGCCCGUUUGAAGUACCUCAGCCGGUUCAUUAAGAAGCCACCUGAACCCCCGGCCCCUGUCCCCAUCGCUGAGACUGUCUCUACUACUAAAUCCUCAGAAGAAGGAGAAGUAAGAGGAAGUACUGGUAAAGAUGUAGACACUAAACAAGGGCCACCACCAACACCGGCAGCAGGAAAUGUCCUGUGGAAGAAGUGGCAACUGUCCAAGAGCAUCAAGGAUCUGACAAAAUCCACAAGCAGUGAGGGUGGAGCGCCUGUGCCACCGAAGGAAGAACGUGAACCGAGUGCCCUGAGAAAUGUCCUGAGCAGUAUAUUGAGUGCACAUGCACGCAAGGAGGCCCCUGUGGCCCGUGUUCGAUCUCAGACGAUUUUGGAAAUGUCUCCACGGCUCAUUCGAAAAGCACUAGAAUUUGUGGACUUCAGUAAUUAUGUACGGAACACAACUGAAGAGGCUGUGCUGCAAACCGACGAGCUGAGUAAGCAGCAAGCAAUGCAGAAGGCAGAAGAAAUCCACCAGUAUCGCCAGUAUAGGUCCCGAAUCCUGAGCAUCAGAGACAUUGAACAAGAGGAACGGUUUAAGGAAAGGGAUGAGGUUCUGGAAAUGUAUGGGGAAAUGCGGGACUCUGUAGAUGAAGCCCGGCAGAAGAUCCUUGACGUCCGGGAAGAAUACAGAAACAAGCUGCUGGAGGCCGAGCGCCUGAGGCUGGAAGCUUUGGCAGCUCAGGAGGCUGCACUGAAGGUAGAGUCGGAGAAGUCUCCAGUGUCUGACUCCCAGAAGAAGAAGAAAGGAAAGAAGAAGUAA
Acomys russatus (golden spiny mouse) is the source of this 5127-nucleotide messenger RNA. It is a transcript of the gene Adgb, whose product is annotated as androglobin. Gene Ontology annotation, molecular function: heme binding; calcium-dependent cysteine-type endopeptidase activity; oxygen binding. Gene Ontology annotation, biological process: proteolysis. The coding region runs from base 118 to 5127 and encodes 1669 amino acids. Lineage: Eukaryota; Metazoa; Chordata; Mammalia; Rodentia; Muridae. The transcript is spliced from 36 exons. The record is from RefSeq and is a predicted model, not a curated record.